Molecule: messenger RNA, 635 nt
Organism: Brassica napus (rape)
Lineage: Eukaryota; Viridiplantae; Streptophyta; Magnoliopsida; Brassicales; Brassicaceae
Exons: 4
Coding region: 123-503 (126 amino acids)
Source: RefSeq, a predicted model, not a curated record
GAGAGAGAGCUAAAGGGGUUUCGAGUGAAGAUGAAGGAGGGAAAGCAAUAGAGACGUCACAGCCGACGGUGGCUCCUCCGGCGAAGCACAGCCGACAGCUAGGAGCUCAGCUGUCGGGAAGCAUGAGUUUCAGCAGACAAAUGUCGAAUGAAGACGAGGAGAUGUCGAGGACGGCUUUGUCUGCUAUCAGGGCGAAAGAAGAGGAGAUCGAGAAGAAUAAGAUGGAGAUUAGGGAAAGGGUUCAAGCUCAGCUUGGUCGUGUCGAAGAGGAGACUAAGCGCCUCGCUUUGAUCCGUGAGGAACUUGAAGGUUUAGCUGAACCCAUGAGGAAAGAAGUUGCUUUGGCCAGGAAGAAGAUUGAUUCUGUCAACAAAGAGUUAAAGCCUUUGGGUCAUACUGUUCAGAAAAAGGAACGAGAGUACAAAGAAGCUCUUGAAGCAUUCAACGAAAAGAACAGGGAGAAGGUGCAGCUAAUCACCAAGCUUACGGAGACUCGAGAAUAAUAAAUAAGAUUCAGUGAGAAAGGUGAAUCAGGCCAACAUGCAUGACGGCACAUCCAGAAAGUAAUUUACCUUCUUGAUACCAGCAAUCACAUGCAGCGGAACAAAACCAUGAUCAUCCAUGUGCCCACGAAG